UGUGCCAGGACACAUCCCCUCCCCCCCCCCCCCCCCGCCCAACAUGGCAGAAAGCCGCGAGCCCCGGGGCGCAGUGGAGGCCGAGCUGGACCCGGUGGAGUACACGCUCCGGAAGCGGCUCCCGCACCGCCUGCCCCGCAGGCCCAACGACGUGUAUGUCAACAUGAAGACGGACUUCAAGGCGCAGCUGGCCCGCUGCCAGAAGCUGCUGGACUGUGGGGCCCGGGGCCAGAGCGCCUGCAGCGAGAUCUACAUCCACGGCCUGGGCCUGGCCAUCAACCGCGCCAUCAACAUCGCCCUGCAGCUGCAGGCGGGCAGUUUCGGGGCCCUGCAGGUGGCCGCCAACACCUCCACAGUGGAGCUGGUAGACGAGCUGGAGCCCGAGACGGACACGCGGGAGCCGGUGAUCCGGAACCGCAACAACUCGGCUAUCCACAUCCGAGUCUUCAGGGUGGCGCCCCAGUAGCCGAGCCAGAGGUGGCUCUUCUGUGCCAGGCGCCGUGGCGGGCCUCCUGCCACAUCCCUGGGGACAGAGCCCGCAGAACUCGGGGUGCGCGGGGCUGUUGUGUCCUGUCGGCCCCUGCUUGUGGGUCUUUCCCCAUGUCCGUGAACUGGAACUGUGGUCUUCUGCACUAAGGGGGUGUGUGACCACCUACCUCCAAUAAAUUUUUUUUUGUCUUGUU
Messenger RNA from Erinaceus europaeus (western European hedgehog), 683 nucleotides. RefSeq names its product POP7 homolog, ribonuclease P/MRP subunit (gene POP7). Gene Ontology annotation, cellular component: nucleolar ribonuclease P complex; ribonuclease MRP complex; nucleus. The transcript has a single exon. NCBI's taxonomy places the organism in Eukaryota, Metazoa, Chordata, Mammalia, Eulipotyphla, Erinaceidae. Gene Ontology annotation, molecular function: nucleic acid binding. The coding region runs from base 44 to 466 and encodes 140 amino acids. The record is from RefSeq and is a predicted model, not a curated record. Gene Ontology annotation, biological process: tRNA 5'-leader removal.